AUGGGGAGAGGUAUGGAAAAGAUCAUGCUGGCUGCUAUGUCGCGAAUAGACCAGACAAGGGCCAGCAUGAAUGCAGGGAAGUAUAAGAGACUAUCUAAGGGAGGCGGGGCUGCCGAGGAGGAGGAGGAGGGGCGCGUGGCUUCCGGCGGCUGGGGGCGCCUGCGAGCGGAGGGGGGGGCCCUGUCCCGGAGGUGGCGGUGGUGCCAUCUUGGCGAAGGGGGGAUCAGGAAGUGCGGACGGCGGGGGCGGCAGUGGAGCCUGGAGCGGAGACCAGAGGCUCCCGCCCGCCGGCCCUGGGGCAGCAGCAGCAGCCGGGAUGGGGGGCGGGGCCUGGGGCCGGGGCCCUGCCUGAGUGGGAAGCUGAAGCUGCUCCAGUUCCUUCUUCCCCGCGGCCACGAGCGCUUCCGCUUCCGCAUUGCCAGCGCCUGGCUGGACCAGCUGAGAUGCGAGUUCCCGCUGGCUGAGGCCAGAGGGGCCGAGACAGGGGCCGCGCCCGGACCGCAUCUCUCCCCACAGGAGUCGGUGCCUGGGGAUCCCGUCCGCAUCCACUGCAACAUCACGGAGUCAUAUCCAGCUGUGCCCCCCAUCUGGUCAGCGGAGUCCGAUGACCCUAACUUGGCUGCUGUCUUGGAGAGGCUGGUGGACAUAAAGAAAGGGAAUACUCUGCUAUUGCAGCAUCUGAAGAGGAUCAUCUCCGACCUGUGUAAACUCUAUAACCUCCCUCAGCAUCCAGAUGUGGAGAUGCUGGAUCAGCCCUUGCCAGAAGAGCAGCGUACACAGGAAGAUGUAUCUUCGGAAGAGAUGCCUGGGGACACAGAAGACCUAGAUCACUAUGAAAUGAAAGAAGAAGAGCCAGCUGAGGGCAAGAAAUCUGAAGAUGACGGCAUCGGAAAAGAAAACUUGGCCAUACCAGAGAAAAUUAAAAAGAACCAGAGGCAAGAUUACUUAAAUGGUGCGGUGUCUGGCUCCGCGCAGGCUACUGACCAGCUGAUGAAGGAGCUCAGGAAUAUAUACGGAUCACUGAGUUUCAAAGGCGGAAACUAUACAGUCGAACUCGUGAAUGACAGCCUGUAUGAUUGGAAUGUCAAACUCCUCAAAGUUGACCAGGACAGCACUUUGCACAACUAUCUUCAGAUCCUCAGAGAAGGAGCCGACUUCAUCCUACUUAACUUUUCUUUUAAAGAUAACUUUCCCUUUGACGUGCCGUUUGUCAGGGUUGUGUCUCCAGUCCUCUGAGGAUAUGUUCUGGGCAGAGGUGCCAUCUGCAUGGAACUUCUCACCAAGCAGGGCUGGAGCAGUGCCUACUCAAUAGAGUCAGUGAUCAUGCAGAUCAGUGCCACACGGGUGAAGGGAAAAGCACGAGUAGAGUUUGGAGCCAACAAAUCUCAAUACAGCCCGACAAGAGCACAGCAGGCCUACAAGUCCUUGGUGCAGAUCCACGAAAAAAACUGCUGGUACACACCCCCGAAGGAAGAUGGCUAACCCGGGAGUGCCAUCUCCUUCCUCCUUCCCCAGGCAUCACUGGACCAAUUACCUUUGAAUGCUGUAUUUGGAUCUCCCGCUGCCUCUGUGGUUC
Molecule: messenger RNA, 1576 nt
Organism: Eubalaena glacialis (North Atlantic right whale)
Lineage: Eukaryota; Metazoa; Chordata; Mammalia; Artiodactyla; Balaenidae
Product: ubiquitin-conjugating enzyme E2 Q1-like
Source: RefSeq, a predicted model, not a curated record